AUUAAAUUAUUAUUUGUAAUAAUAUUAUUAUUUUUUAUAUUUUUAUGGUAUUAUAAUGUAAAUUUUUUAAGUUUUUUAAUUUUAAUAGAAUUUUUAGUAAUUACUGUUUUAUUUUUUAUUAUUGGAUAUGAAAUUAAUAGAUGGUUAUUUUUAAUUUUUUUAGUAUUUUCUGUAUGUGAGUUAGUUUUAGGUUUAUCAUUAUUAGUAAGAAUAAAUUAUGAACUUGGUCAUCAAAAAUUAAGAGUUAUAGAUUUGAUUUAUUAA
Apis mellifera (honey bee) is the source of this 264-nucleotide messenger RNA. NCBI's taxonomy places the organism in Eukaryota, Metazoa, Arthropoda, Insecta, Hymenoptera, Apidae. The record is from the annotation of a RefSeq genome assembly.